ACGUUCUUUUAUUCUUUAAAGGCUUAGCUUCAACAACGACUCCGUUACUUUUGCAAGAAAUUUAUCACUUCGUCAAUUUGAUCAGCCGAAUAAUAUCUCAUCGAGAACAAGCGAAUUUAGCCACUACAGGCUUAAAAAUCGUCAAGUGACUGGAUAAUUGCCACAUCAAAAGAGACCAUGACUUCAACUAUGUUCAACUUCGCGUUCAUAUGUUCGAUCGUGGCGGCUUUUUUUGCAGAAGUGGGUUGUGAAUGUUCCACUGCAAAUGUAUGUGUCCCUGGGCCCGUGAAUGCAGCCCGGUUGGUGAAACACACUGUAAAAGCUACAAGUACGUGCGGAAAUCCACCGGCCUUUUACUGCCAUUUUGAACCCUUGAACGGACCUUGCGACUUGUGCAACGGUAGUGAUCACUCGGUGGACAAGAUGACCGACGGUAACUUAGACACGAGCUGGCAAUCUGUAACUUGGUGGGAAUGGUACAAGAAUAACAACUACACAAACAAACCAUUCGUGGUAGACGUUACUCUUUCCUUUAACAAGAGUUAUGCCAUAACAGGAGAAAUUCGUAUCACUUUUAACUCUCCUCGACCGUUUAAAAUGAUUCUGGAGAAGAGUGUGGAUAAAGGAUCGACAUGGACGCCUUUGCAAUACUACGCAGACGACUGCCAAGAGAAAUUUAAUUUAUCUAACACGCCCGUCGAAAGCAUAACACUGGGUAACUUUGGUCUUCAUUGUGUGCAAGACUACAGUUCUGCGACGCCUCAAAAAGGCGGCCAGGUGGUGUUUGACUUUUUGAAGCGAUACGAGAAAGCUGACUUCUGGAACGGAACACUGCAAGAAUACUUCACGAUCACGGAUCUUCGGUUGCGAUUGUUGUAUCCCGGUACAGAUCGACUGGAGAAUGUUGAUAAUGUAGUGGAAGACAUCUUUAAUCAAUACUUUUAUUCAAUCGCGGACAUUAGAGUAAAUGCCCGAUGUCAGUGCCACGGGCACGCAGAUUACUGCGAUUUUCCGUACACAAAUGGAUCACUAUGUGACUGUAUUCACAAUACAGCGGGUGACGACUGUGAAAAGUGUAAACCGCUCUACAACAACCAAACCUGGAGACCGGCUUAUUCAAACAGCGAACCUAAUCCAUGCGAAGAAUGUUUGUGCUACGAUCAUGCAGACAGUUGUCACUAUAACAAAACCCUUGAUCAUGGAAUCUGUGAUGACUGUUACCAUAACACUACUGGGAUGUUCUGUGAACGUUGUCGUGAAAAGUUUUAUCGUAAUAUGAGCAAGCCACUAAAUGAUCCUGAAGUUUGUCUAUCUUGUGACUGCUUCAUGUUUGGAAUCAUUAACAAUGGAACAUGUAAUCAAACUACUGGACAAUGUGAAUGCAAGCAAAAUGUGACAGGUCGGCAAUGUAACCGUUGUGCGGACACGUUCUGGGGUUUUGAACUACCCCCAUUAGGGGAUUGUAGAGAAUGCAGUUGUAAUGGAAAUGGAACGGUUAAUGGAAGCUUAAGUUGUAAUCAGACAUUUGGGCAGUGUCCAUGCAAGAGUAAUGUUCAUCAACUUACUUGCUCAGAGUGCAAAGACGGUUUCUACUCAUUUCCAAAAACCAUUGAAAGUGAUUGUCUUCAGUGUGACUGUGACUAUGGUGGAAGUGUACAGGAGAUCUGUGAAAAAGUGAAUGGAACUUGUCUCUGCCGAAGCCAUAUUGAAGGAGAACGGUGUACUGCGGUUAGAACAGGGUUCUAUGUUGCUUCCUUUGACCACCUGAAAUAUGAAGCUGAAGAUGCUAUGGGAAAUUAUGAAGCUACCUCCAACUUCACUGGGGUGGAACAAGAUUUUACUGGCAGAGGCUAUGCAAAGAUUGGACUCAAUCAGUUUAUUUCUUUCACUGUUAACUUAUCCACAAACUUUAGGGACUUCUACAUAGUUAUUCGCUACACCAGCACUGAGAAGGCCAACAUAUCACUAUUACUCUCUUUUAGUUCUUGCAAUGAAUCAAACUGCUAUGAGGCAAAUAAUUUUUCAAUUUCACAUCUGCCUCAUGGAGUUGGAUUAGCUUGGAGAUCACAAGAGGCUGUUCGUUUCUUGAGAGGCAAAGUGUAUCAUGUGAACUUGACUUAUGUCAGUGGAAUGUACAAUAACACCUCAAUUGAAAUAGACUCCCUGAUUUUACUUCCAAAUGUGAGGGAUGUUAGGAUUUAUGAGAUUGCUACUAGAGAUGGCUCUGUUCAUGGCAUGACACAGCAACAGAUUGAAGAUUGCUGGAACAAAUCCACCACUGUUGCCAUGUCUCAAAGUGGUUUUGACACACCAGUAUGUCAGAAUGUUACCUUCUCUGCAAUGGCUGAAGUAUUUGAUGGAGCUAUAGCUUGCUCAUGCAACAGUACGGGCACUAAGAAUGGUACCACCUGUCACGAGCAAGGAGGUCAGUGUUAUUGCAAGCCAGGAGUGACAGGACAUUCAUGUGAUCGUUGCAAACCAGGAUAUUUUAACUUUACUGAUGGUGGAUGUACAGCUUGUGGAUGCAGUGAUUUGGGCUCAUCCAAUCUGGUCUGUGAUCCUGUGUCUGGUCAGUGUCCAUGUAGGCCUGGUGUUGUGACAAGGACAUGCAGCAGGUGCAAUGCAACUUACUAUGGUUUUGAAUCAGGACAAGGCUGCUUUGAGUGUAAAUGCAAUGCAAGUGGUUCUUCAGAUCUUCAAUGUUACAAGAAUGGUACAUGCCCAUGUAAGAACAGCACCAAUGGUACUAAAUGUGACAUGUGUCGUAAAUCCUUCUUCAAUUUCACAUCAGAGGGAUGCCAACCCUGUAACUGCCAUGAGGGAGGUUCAAGCUCACUGCAGUGCCAUCUUAACACAGGGAUCUGUACAUGCAAAGCCAAUGCUGAAGGGGAAAAGUGUGAAAGAUGCAAAAAUGGAACUUACAAUAGUGACCCUCAGAAUCCAGAUGGAUGCUCUCCGUGUUUCUGUUUUGAUCGAUCCAAUGUUUGUUCCUCUGCUGCUGGCUUUGUUAAAGGCUAUGUUAAAGCUAACUUCUCAUCAAGAGUAGAGAGCAUUGAUAAAGCAAAAACUAUAAAACUCCAAUCGAAAGGAUCUGACAUUGAAAUUGAUUUUCCAUCCAACAGCACUGUGUCAUUUCAAAUCGAGGAUAAUUUUCAGGGAAACCAACUUUCAUCUUACAGUCAGUUAUUCAUGAUGAACAUUAGUUAUACUGAUGCUGAAAGUUCGAAUGCUUCGUGGACCAUCACACUGAGAAACACUCAGAAUGAAGAGGCGCACUUCAGCAUAACACCUCGUCCAUCGUUGGAAAACAAGGAAUAUCAGGCUCGACUCCAUGAACAUUACGCCCUCAACAAUUUAUCGGCCUUUGACUUACAAAGUAUCCUCGUGGAUGUUAAAUAUGUUGAAAUAAAAGGACAUUUUAUGGCCAAUGGCUCUGUUACAAUAUCUGCCGAGAUGGUUACUGCUACCAGAGGCGUUGGAGAAGAAGUAGGAUAUGUUGAAAACUGCACCUGCCCCAACAAUUACACAGAGUUGUCGUGUGGAUAUUGCAAUUCAGGAUUUACACGCCAAACUCCUAACCCGAGUCAGCCGUCAAGAGUGUUCAGCUCGUGUGUGCUGUGUUCAUGCGCUGGUCGUUCAAAGGAGUGUUUCCCUGAGAAUGGCACGUGUUACAACUGUCGCAUGGGAUCUGAGGGCGAACACUGUGAGAGGUGUCAAUCAAACGUGGAUAACACUACUGACUGUAGACGCUGUGUAUCUGGAUACUUUGGAUUGACUCCUUCGUCGGAUGGCUGUCGAGACUGUGCCUGUGUUGAACCCAACACACUGUACGGAAAUAGCACUGUAUGUAAUGAGACAACUGGUCAGUGCCCAUGCAAGCCAAGAAUUGGUGGACGGCAAUGUGACCGGUGCCAUGAGAAUGCUUACAACACGAGCAACGGAUGUGUUGACUGUCCUGAGUGUUACCGUCUGAUUUACGAGGAAGUUAAGAAACUUCGAGUGAGUUUACUCUCCUUGGACGACACAAUUCAACGGCUGCGCAAUGGAAAUAUUGGUGAUGCUUCCUUCGCCCAGCGUCUUGCUGACUCAGAAAAAUAUGUCAGCAGUUUGGUAGAUGAUGCAAAACGUUCUCGUGAAAUUGAGAGUAACGUGACCAAUCAAAUCAAGCAGCUGAACGAGUCUCUUAAUCAUCUAGAACAAGUCUUAAUGUACGAGGUUACUCCUGGUGUGAGCUCUCUAUCAGAUAACCUCACUGCUCCGGAGCGGAAUAAGAACAGAACAGAAGAGCUAAUCCAGCUGAUUCGUGCAGCAGUUCGGGACAGCAGUAAUGUUCUGAACAUGUCUGUUGAUCGCGCUGUCCGUAAGGCCGAGGUUAUCACCAAUGAUCUUAGUAAGCUGGUACCCAAGUUUACCGCGUUGGCAAACAAUUUCACGGAAGCAGCUUCCGGUCAGAAUAAAACAGCCUAUGAGAUUCAACAUAAGGUUAACAACGCUAAUUCUCAGCUAAAGAAAGCUCAGAUUGUGGCCAAUAGCACCAUAAAGGGGCAAAAGGAUCUUGACGUCUCCCUUCAGACUCUGCGAAUGCAUGGUGAUGUCAUGCAAGCCCUGGGUGAAUACGUUAACUCAACAGCAUAUCAGCUGUCUGUGAAUGCUUCGUCAGUUUUGUCAGGAGCUAACAAGACUUUAUCAGAGCUAAUGCUGCUGGAUCCUGACAACAGAGACGUGGUCAUUCAGAUCGAAGAAGCAGCGAUGCAUGCAAGCAGACAAGCACAGGAGCUGAUCUCUUUCGCGCAUAAUUUGACCCAAUUAUAUUCCAAUUUGUCCACGCAAGUCGAGCUAGCUGCUGAAGAAGUGAAACUCUUGACACAUCGCGUGUAUAGAACCGAGUCGGCUGGUAAAGCAAUCUUAGCGGAAGCGCAUCGGGCUAAACAAGAAGCCACUGAUGCUGUACAACUUUCCAGCAAGACCUUAGAAGACGCCGAAGAAAUGUUACAGAUCCUGCAAAAUUUCGAAGAAAAAGCAAAGGAAGCACAGGAUUUUGCUGAACUUUCUCUAAUGCGAGCCAAGGAGGCUAACAUUACGAGCUUGAAUGCCAUUCAGUUCGCUCAGGGUAUCAACGCCUCGCUACAAGCCACACUGGCAGUGGCUACUAAAGGACUAAACUUUGCGCAACAAGCAUGGAAUAUUUCAACUCAUGAGAACCAGGCUGUGACGACAAUUCAUGCCGACGCAAACGAAGUAUCUGAAGCUGCAGCCCAGUCUAAGUACACAACAGGAUACUACAGUGAGGUGGAUCACAAUGUCACCAGUAUUAACUCGUCAUCCCAUCAACAUAUUGAUACAUGUAAAGGUAACUAUUCCAAGUUAGCGUCUGACGCUUUGAGAAGUGCAUAUUUAGCAAAGAAAGCGGCAGACCAAGCUGAUGCUGCAGCCAAGAACUUGAAUGUGGAUCACGUGGUUCGAGAAGCAGCCAGGCUACAACAGGUGAACGUUACAAGACUAGGAGAGCUUAAGAGCGAGAUACAGAGAACAAGGUCGGCAUUUACACAGAAAAACCUCGCAGACAUCAUAAUAGAACUGAAAAAAGCAAAAGAAGAGCAACAGACAUUUGUACUAGAUUAUCAAAGAAAAAUUAACGAAAGGAAGGAAGAAAUAACUGAGUUAAAACAUCUUUACGCGUCACUUUCAUCCGUGACGUGCAAUAAAUCAUAAUGAUUAUAUAAUAAUAUACUGUGUGAUGGAUAAGCUAUAAAUUAGUUGCCGCAGCAGGCGGUGGAAUUCCGUCCUCGAGGACUCGAGGUCAGAAAAUCAGGUCGAUCAGGUCGAUUUUCCGAAGAGGAGAGUCGUAAAUCAUUUUUCCAAUGGCUUGAUUCACCCAUGGAUCUACUGGAAUUGGUUGGGGGGGGGUGGGCUGAGAUGAAAGGAGGAGCAAGUUCUUGCCAAUUAAAUGUAUAAGUAGAACAAUUAGGUUGAUAUGAUGAAGAGUAUAGCGUUGAUGUUUUUCUAAUAGCUUAUAAAUUUACUGUGAAGUCUUCGCCGUUCCUGUCUAUUGACAGGCUAUUCGCUUUGUUCUUCGUCCAAUUAAACGCACACGUUAAAUUAGUAAAAGUUAAAAUGAGAUACAGACGUUUACGUACUAAUGCGAAUUUCGGAUGAGUUUCUAAAGGAUUGUUUGCUUUGUGCAAGGAGCAUAUUUUUGUAAAACCGGUUUUCCUUUUUAUGAUGAAAGAUGAUGAUAUCUUUAUUUUUUAAUCACAAGUAGAUUUCUUUAAGAAUUGAAUCUAAGUGAUUCUUUAUAAACUGUUUUUAUGCGUUUUUAUGAAAGUAUUUAUUGAGCAUAUUAAUCGGUGUUGUUGAUCAAAAUUUUUGUCACUGCUAAUAAAAUUUUAUAUGAUUUAAGUUAAGUUCAAAUUCCUUUAUUUUCAAUCACUAUUAAAAGUUAAUUGAAAUAUGGUUGUCGUUCAAAUCAUGAUUUUUAAGGCUAAUCAGAAGUGUAUCUGUAUAUAGCUGUAUAUACUCCUCAUUCCCUACAUCUAACACCGCCAGCUCAGUUGCGAGAGUUGUACAUAAUGACGCUAACAAAGGGCUUGAACCUCAAAAUAAAAGAUGUAUUAUUUUA
Messenger RNA from Stylophora pistillata, 6619 nucleotides. RefSeq lists its product as uncharacterized. The record is from RefSeq and is a predicted model, not a curated record. NCBI's taxonomy places the organism in Eukaryota, Metazoa, Cnidaria, Anthozoa, Scleractinia, Pocilloporidae. Gene Ontology annotation, biological process: tissue development; animal organ morphogenesis; axonogenesis.